Messenger RNA from Tuber aestivum (summer truffle), 3719 nucleotides. The record is from the annotation of a GenBank genome assembly. NCBI's taxonomy places the organism in Eukaryota, Fungi, Ascomycota, Pezizomycetes, Pezizales, Tuberaceae.
GCGGAUCCUCAUACCGAAUGGCACUUCUACGUAACAUUCUCUCUCAAUGGCCAAUGGUUCAAUUUAUUGCUGGCGAGCUCACCCACGCCCCGUCUUGGCAGCUUGGCCGUUCGAUUCCAGCCCUUUUACGAGUUUCACUUCCCAUCACAUCUUCCCACACCCUUGAGCUCGCACUCGAUGGGGUUGAUGUCGCGAUGGAACGUUUCUCACACCUCCUGUCAGAGAGUUCAUGCGAAAUCCGUACUCCCCAUAGUGAACAUCUCCUUUCUUGUACCAUGGUCACCCUUUGUUCCAAUUACUCCUGCGCCUCCUUGGUUUUACGAGCGCUUGUUUGCUUUCCUUCUUACUUUCUUUGGGGGGAGGGGGGAGGGGAACCUGGGGGAAAGAGGUUGUGGGGAUUUCUUUUUCACCCUUUUCCUGUGUGCAUAGUUAAUUCUGCUGCCGUAUCAAUUAUCGUCCGUUGUCCCUAAUCAUCUCUGUACCUUCUCCCUCAUUCAUCCCGUCCUCCCUCCAUUCGAAUUUCGAACCUCUGCGUGCUCGAUGCCGGAGUCGGAUAACUCACGUCGGUUUUUACACGAAUAAUUUGUGCAGCUGGUUCUGAUUCUUUCCAUUCAACGCUGAGCGGCUAUAUACUUUUAUUUUUUUUCCCCCCAUUUAAAAUUUUUUUUUUUCAAAAAAAGGAGACGGCGGGUUAAUACAGUGCAGUCACGACGGCAAGAAGAAAGCCCAACCUAGAGAGAGAACGCCACCGGACUUCUCCUUCCUGAAAACGUGCAUUGUGGAAAGUGGGAUAGAAGGGGAGAACCGGCGUGAUAAUAAGCAUAGCAGACAAACAAACAGGAGGGAAAAACCGAAGAAAGGGAGGGGGAAAGAAAAGAGGGAACAGAAAGAAGCAGUGAAAUCAUGGCAGCAAAGGAUUUUUCCAACGCAGCCUUCUGGGUGUCGUCGAAUGUUACGUCGAGUGGGGUGCAGGGGAUACCAAAUUUCUUUUCGAAGUCUAUGUUCGGGAGGACGGCGGAAUUGAAAUCGGCGGCGCAGGUUGUUGUGGUAUCGGCGCUGGUAGCAGUGGUCCUGCGGAUAUUCUCACGGCGGAGGUUGAAGACCAGAGUUUGGUGGGAUGAUGUUUGUACCAUGGCUGCUGUCUUUUUUCUUGUCAUGAACCAGAUGGUGUUCUCAAUGAUUGAAUUUCUCGGUAUGUGAUAUUUUCUUUCGAGGUCAUGACUUGGGUAUUGCAUUGUGGCUUUCCUUUUAUUACUUUUUCUUUCUUACUUUCUUUUUUCCCUUCCCUUCCCUUCCUUUUUCCCCAAUUGAGUGACUGGUGAUAGCUGACCGUGCAUCUCAACUGCGGGAAUGCAGGAAAGACGAGCUUUUCAUUUUGGGGGAAGCAAAGCCAGGCCGAGGAGCAGAGGAGGCUUCAAAAGGUUGUGGUCGGGCUCAAGCUCACGUUGGCCUUUGAGGUCAUGUACUUGAUCAGUAUCUAUCUGGUCAAGUUCAGCAUGCUGUUCCUCUAUAGUCGUUUUGCGUGAGCGGCCUGAAUCGAUGAUAAGAAGGGGAGUUGGUUCAGUUAAUUCAGGUUUGCUAAUGAAUUGGUGCCUUGGAAUCUAGAAAACACACAAAACAUAUCACAGUCUAUCUUCGGAUCACCCAAGUGAUAUGUCUGAUAGCUUUUGCAGUAUGCAUCUUGUCACUUUUCCUGAGCUGCAUUCCAAUAAGCACAUUCUGGAGCCUAUCGAACUCAAAUGGUGGGGUUCCCCUCCCCUCCCUCUGCCUCCGCCCCCGCUCCCGAAAUAAAUAAGCGCAAUAAAAAGCAAAGUGAACUAACCCGGCAGCGUUACAAUCCUUCAAGUCCAAUGCACUCGGAGGACCCUUUUGACAUACGCUUCUGGGGUCUCGAACAUCAUCACAAAUACCCUGGUACUCGCAGUGCCCGUGCCUUUACUAUUUAGAGUGAAACUGCGUCUGAGGCAAAAAAUCGGUGUGUCCGUGCUCUAUUUUUUCGGAGGUACUAGAUCAUCAAUGUCCCACGUUAUCCAGAGACGAACCUUAUUAACAACGCCUCAACUCAGCCUUCGUGAUAGUAGCUUCAGCCCUUCGAUUCGCAACACAGCUUCUCAAUGUGUCCGUUCCACAAGCAAUCGGGUGGUCGCAGAUUGAGAUAUCACUAGCCAUAAUCCUCGCCUGCGCGCCCAUGUCCACCAAGCUGAUGUUCAUCCCGUUGAUCGAUCCAAAGGACAUUGAGAGGGUCAGCCAAAUGGGUGACACUCCGACCUCGACAGGGCCAAGGAGCCUGAUUCGUCCAGCAACACUUUCUGAGAAGCCAAAGCCGUACGAGCCCACGGGUCCUCAGCGAUUAACUGCCGUACGACCCCUUGUGCAACAACAGCAGCAGGAACAGCAGAAACAACAACUAGGACAACAACAGCCGCAGCAAAAGCUGUACGCUGGGGUGGCGGCGCUACCGCCUGUACCUAACAGAUCCACGUCGGACCCGGAGAGGAAAGCAGCGGGUGGAAUGCAAAAGCGUGCGCUGGAAGAGGGAACCCUGAACCUGGAGGCCAUGGGUACACUAGGCGAUCUCAGCAGGGGCAGUCGGGCUCCCCGGGAGAUCAGUAGUCCGGAUUACCAGAGACUAAAGGUUGUGCGAGCCGAGGUUAAUGGUCAAUCUGUAUGGGAGGCAAGGCGACCACCAUAAUCCACCCUUCCCAAAAACCAAAACUAACAUGCCAUCGUCAUAACCAACCAGGUCCGCCCGAAAUCCGACAUAUCUAUAAUAUCUGGCUCCUCAUCAGUAUACUCCGACGUAAGUUCUGCAUCGCCAGGCCCUCUAUCACCAAUCUCCCACGCAAGAUAAUGACUGCGCUGCUCGAUCCCAUGAUGUGGAUGGAUAAAUCUGUGCGAAUGAUGCCUGGCGGAGCUCUGCGGCUUUUCUUCUUUUCUUUCUUCUCUUUAUCACUUUCUUUCCCCAUUAUUAUCAUAAACCCUGGCAGAUCCACGUCAUUUCACAUCACUCCGUGGCCAGCUCCUCUAGAUGAGGAAGGAAACCCCAUAUCAUAGAUUUAGAGCGCUCGGCUACCAUAUCCUACCACACUUCUAUCCUACCCAAUACUUGAAGCUCUUUUUCCCAGUUCAAUCUACCAAUCAACCACUAGUGAAGAGAAUUUCCCAAGCAGAUAACCCAUGUCAAAACCCAUCACUGCGCAACUUGACGGCCGACGUCUCAACUACGCUCCUGAUUAUUAUUUCCAGGCCCAACCCCCGCCCGGUCAAUACCGUAUUGUAGUCAGUACUGCAACUGCUCCGUCCGGCCUACCUACCGCACUGCAGGCUCUCGAGCCAGACAUGGCAGAGAUGCCACUGCGCCAUCCCAUUCCAGCGGUGAUGCGGUGACAAGCGGUCAACGGUGGGUGCUAUAUAACGCCUGCGUGAUAGGACACGAUUCCCGAAACUACACCGUAAAGCACCAGUCGAUAUCGUUCUCACAGCUGUAGCGAAAGGAUCUCUCGCGACCGGCGAGCCCGCCCUGCCUGGUAGAACACCGAUGACCCAUAAAGGAGUGUUUUUAAGUCCGAAAGCACUGGCCUUCACUUCUCGCUUUGAGUGGGGAGAAUUUAUUAUCGGUCUUGUUUGCUGCAUUUGGAGUUAUUCACUCACCACAGGGGGUGAGAUUUUCGAAGGUUGAGACAAUUGGAAGAAAGAAAAAAAAACCCCCCCCCGGUUAU